UGCUAAGUUCAGCCAGAUUUAUUCUAUUGACAGUAAAUUUUUCCAACAAUUUGGAAUGUCACUAACAGAUACGAGAAUAUCAAUUCAUAGGCUCAGAGGGCAUGAUUCACGCAGAAGUCUUUCUACAACAGAUGAAACUGCAAUGGCACCGGUGGUCCUUCGUCGUAAGCGAUCCUUGGCUCAGUCCUUCUCUCAAAGAGUUGUGACGGAACAACCCUUCCUGGACCCUCGGGAAUCAAAAACCUCGUGGGGACCGUCUGUUGGUCAAAGCCUGAGUCUAGAAUACAGAGACAGUCAAAUUACUGUGAGAGAAGGCGAUGAAAUUGAUGGAGCUACAUCAAAAUGGAAGCUAAAUAAUGUCAGAGCUAAGUUGGGUACCGUCAGAUUAUUAUUGUUUGAUUUUAAAACCUGGUACAGAAGAUGGAGAUAUAAAUCUUGGGAUAAUCCAUUUUUAUAUCAAUACAUAAGCCAUAUUGAACGAAAUUUCGGUUCUGGUAUUGGAGCAUUAUUUUUUUUUACUCGCUGGGUGAUAAUGUUAAAUACGUUUUUAGUAGUUAUCUGGUUAUUGUUUGUGGUUAUACCAAUGGCUAUAAACUUUGAUUAUUCCAGUAUUGACCGACCAUUUGUUUAUAGAAACCUCCUUGAUGGCCAGGGUCCUGUAGCAGAUUCCUGGGUAUUUUUUUGUUCAUAUAAACCUAAAAUUCUAGCUAAUGGUAUCAUCUUUCCCAAUUUUUACUACCACAUUGGAUUAGCCUAUCUUUCUAUGAUUUUAUUUACAUUCUUUGGUAGUUUAUUUAUUCUAUUACGAAACAUGGCGAUAGCUAGGAAGCCCAGUGUGUCCAACUCUCUCAAUAAACGCUAUCGUUUCUCUUUCCUGCUAUUUUCAUCCUGGGAUUUCUCAAUUACUGCAGAAGAUGCUGCCAUAAAUUUACGUAAAGGAAUCAUUAGCGCCUUGAAGACUUUAUUAGGACUAAAAUAUGUGGUAGCAGCCAUAGAUUCAGACCUUGUUCAACCGGUCUGCCGGUCAGUGAUUGAGGACGCUAAUUUACUACAGGUAUAUAUGACACCCGUGGCCUUCAGUUUGAUCAAUUUAUUUAUUCCUUUUUUUCUAUCAAAGAUACCUUUAAUAGAAAAGUAUAAAACUGGUCAAGCCGAGUUAAACAUCACCAUUUCUAGAAUAUUUUUCUUAAGAAUGGCCAACGUAUUUGCAUUGAUCAUGUCAUUGUACAGUAUGACCCUACAGUCUGAGAGGCUAGCAGUAAGUCGUGUCUGUAUAGGAACUAUUUUGGGUCAAGAAAUCUAUAAACUUAUUAUAAUGGACACCAUAAUACAUAUAGGAACAUUAGUUUGUCCAGUUUUGCCCUUGGUUGGAGCUGUAUCAAAUUUAAUAUUUUUCUUCUUGAACUAUGCAAUUGUCACCCAUACGUGUAAACCACCUAUAAAACGAUGGCGUCAAACUCGCAGGACAUUUUUCUUUAUGAGUGUUCUAUUAUUCACUCUAUUCUGUGUAAUUGUUCCAGUUUCUAUUGUUAUUGGAAGUCGAGUAAUAGAUCUAGGAGCUACAAGUACUGCCAAUGUUGUUGAAGGACCAUUUAGUGGACAGUUCAUACCUACAUCAGUGUAUACUUCUUUUGCUAAUAGUUUACCAAUAUAUUGGUUGAAACUGGUUUUAUUAUGGCUGAUAUCAAAUACAGUUGUUUUACCUUUGUUCCUUAUAUUGGUAUCUGUGUUAAGUUAUCAGAAGAUGAGACUAACUGGUGAGAAAACACACUGUCUUAUUCUACAGGCAGAGUUACAGCAGGAAAGAGAAGACAACAAAAAGUUAGUGAAAAAAUUACAAGAAGUUCGGUUGUAUGGAAAUAUGGCAUUGAAACUAUGAUACAGACACAGUUAUUGUUAAAUAGACUGAAAUUCUAGAUGUGCACCUAAUAAACACUCAGUUCAAUACUGUACACUGCACUGGACUAAAUGUAAAAUUAUGAAUCCGAUAUGUUAAAUUGUUAAAUUAAGAAUUCAUAAUUAAAUGUAAUCAAUAUU
Lottia gigantea (owl limpet) is the source of this 2037-nucleotide messenger RNA. RefSeq lists its product as hypothetical. Gene Ontology annotation, cellular component: plasma membrane. The record is from RefSeq and is a predicted model, not a curated record. Gene Ontology annotation, molecular function: mechanosensitive monoatomic ion channel activity. The transcript has 14 exons. The coding region runs from base 56 to 1879 and encodes 607 amino acids. Lineage: Eukaryota; Metazoa; Mollusca; Gastropoda; Lottiidae.